Trachymyrmex cornetzi is the source of this 1596-nucleotide messenger RNA. RefSeq lists its product as uncharacterized. The transcript is spliced from 6 exons. The coding region runs from base 1 to 1596 and encodes 531 amino acids. NCBI's taxonomy places the organism in Eukaryota, Metazoa, Arthropoda, Insecta, Hymenoptera, Formicidae. The record is from RefSeq and is a predicted model, not a curated record.
AUGUCAUCGUGGUAUCGGCGAUUUUUACCGCAAUUUGCAAAAACAAGCGAGCCACUCACGAGAUUGCUGCGGAAGCACCAAGGUUGGGAGUGGGGGGACGAACAAAAUAAGGCUUCCGAGAAGAUUCGCUUCGGAUUAGGCGCCGUAUUAGCGCAGGAAGUCAAUGGCGUGGAGAAUAUCAUCGCGUUUGCGAGUCGCGGGCUGCUGGACACCGAGAGAAGGUAUUCAGUCACCGAGCAGGAAUGUCUGGCUGUAAUCUGGGCGAUACGAAAGUUUAGACCGUAUUUGGAGGGGUACCGAUUUACCGUCGUGACAGAUCAUAAUAGUUUACGCUGGCUUCACCAUCUGUGGAACCCAACAGGAAGGGCGCUAAACCACGCGCGGGACGCGUUAUCGAUAACAUUCGGAGGUGACUCCGAGGCUCCCGGGGAAGAGCUGGAGACGUUUUUGGUCGCGCUGGGGAAAGAGGUGAAGAUUUUUCGAGACACGGAGAAUCCGUGGUACCGCGCACAUUUUCGAGAAGUAUCGGAGGGAAAGAAGACCCUCGGGGAGUGGAGAGUGACAGAGUACCGCUUGUACGUUCAAAGACAGCGCCCCGUUGCGAAGACCGCGGCCAUGGAAGACUUAGAUGAAUGGAAGUUAGCUGUACUGAGAGAACUGAGGGGGGAAGUACUCCGCGAAUCACAUGACGAUCCGCAGGCAGAGCAUCUCGGAAUAGAUAAAAUCCAUCAGAAGCUAUCGAUCGUAUACUAUUGGCCCAAUAUGUUUCGCGCCGUUGCUGACUACGUCGGAAAAUGCGACACGUGUCAACGGGCGAAAGUCGAGCAAGUGGGACCGAUGGGAUUGAUGGGCCGCCGAGUUGUCGAGGCUCCGUGGAUCGCAGUCGCCGCGGGUAUCAUGGGACCGUUGCCGCGGGCCAAAGCAGGUUUCGUGUACGUCUUAGUGGUUCAAGAUUUAUUUACGAAGUGGAUGGAGUACCAUCAGUUCAUGGCUGGUGAUAAACGCGCGAACAAGAGCAUGGCUACCCGGAACAUUGAAGUCUUUCAAUGUACUGAUUUGCACGAAUGGUACGUGACGCGCGUCGUCGAGCCUAUCCUAGCAUCGCCCGAAGAAUUUCAAAAACGCGAUAGCGGAUGGGCACUAUCGUUGGUCACCGCUCUAUACCCAGCUCAAGGAAAUACGCAUCGAACAUCAUCAUAUACACACUACACAUCGGUACUGAAUCUCGUGGGCAUUGAAUUUCUAAUGACAUUGAGCCAGAUUAAGAAAUUUGAAGUUCUAAACGACAUUUCCAUCAACGUCCACGCCAUCGAGAAAGGGAUUGUGCCGAUACGACUCGACGACCGGAAAAGCAGCAAGCACAUAAAUCUGCUGUACGUGGAGGCUGACAACGUGGGACACUUUGCGCUCAUUAAAGAUCUAUCUCGCCUUAGGCCUACACUACUUCAGCUUGAGCGCAAAAUUGGAGAUACACAGCGAGGACUGUCAAAAAUUAAAUUGCACAAUCAGACUACCGAGCGAGGACGACAAGCGGUUGAGCUUCUGCGACCACUGCCGGAAAAAGGGCAUCCCGUUCAUUAUCUACGUCGAUCAUGA